This is a messenger RNA of Miscanthus lutarioriparius, 1230 nucleotides long. Lineage: Eukaryota; Viridiplantae; Streptophyta; Magnoliopsida; Poales; Poaceae. The record is from the annotation of a GenBank genome assembly.
AUGACGAGUGGUGGCGGCGGCGGAGUCGUACGCCGGAACCUCCUGAGUCAGCGGUCUCGCAGUGACGCCGGAACCCGGGGGCGCGCGGGGAAGAAGAUGGCGGCGCAGCGGACGCCGGCUUCCGCGGCGGCGGCGCGGGGCAUGUCGUCGGACAACGCCAAGGGCCUGGUCCUCGCGGUGUCGUCGAAGGCGCCUUCAUCGGGGCCAGCUUCAUCGUCAAGAAGAUGGGGUUUCAGGAGGGCCGCCGACUCCGGCGUCCGCGCGGGAUAUGGCGGGUUUUCUUACUUAGUGGAGCCUCUUUGGUGGAUAGGCAUGAUUUCUAUGAUUGUAGGUGAAAUUGCUAAUUUUGCUGCUUAUGCAUUCGCUCCUGCUAUUCUUGUCACUCCUCUUGGUGCACUCAGUAUAAUCAUCAGCGCUGCACUUGCACAUGCCAUUCUACAGGAGAAACUGCACACAUUUGGUAUACUCGGUUGUGUUCUCUGUGUUGUCGGAUCCAUCACAAUUGUGCUCCAUGCUCCACAAGAGCGUGACAUUGAUUCUGUAAAGGAAGUUUGGGAUCUUGCAACUGAACCAGCUUUCCUUUGCUAUGCGGCCAUAGUAGUUGCAGCAGCCUUAGUGCUUAUAUAUUUUGUUGUCCCUCACCAUGGACAAACAAACAUAAUGGUGUACAUUGGAGUGUGUUCUCUUCUGGGAUCACUCACAGUUAUGAGUGUAAGAGCUCUUGGAAUUGCCUUGAAGCUAACAUUCUCUGGAACAAACCAAUUAUUCUAUCCUCAGACUUGGGCCUUUGCACUAAUUGUAGCUACCUGCGUGAGCACCCAGAUUAACUAUCUAAAUAAGGCAUUGGAUACAUUUAAUACAGCAGUAGUCUCACCGAUAUAUUACGUGAUGUUUACAUCACUAACAAUUAUAGCCAGUGUGAUAAUGUUCAAGGAUUGGGACCAUCAAAAUCCAACGCAAAUUGUAACAGAGAUGUGUGGCUUCAUGACUAUCCUAUCUGGGACGUUUCUUCUUCACAAGACAAAAGAUAUGACUGAUAGUCCUGGACAAUGUUUGUCCACACGACGGCCAAAGCAUGCUAGUCAGAAUGCGUUUGCAAUUGAAGUCAUGCCACUAAAAUGUCAAGAUUCUAUAGAUGAUGAGACCUUGACGUUGUCACUUCCCAAGGUUGAAAAUGGUUACCUAAAGGAAGAGCAUCUUCUUAGAUACAAGGACUCAAGUAUUGUCUGA